Danio rerio (zebrafish) is the source of this 4000-nucleotide messenger RNA. The record is from RefSeq and is a predicted model, not a curated record. Lineage: Eukaryota; Metazoa; Chordata; Actinopteri; Cypriniformes; Danionidae.
ACUCCAUUUUCUUUUUGCUUUCCCUCUGCAGUACCCAUCUACGUGCCCUUUCUGAUCGUCGGCUCAGUUUUUGUGGCAUUCGUUCUGGUGGGCUCUGUUGUUGCUGUAUGCUGUUGCCGCUGUCUGCGUCCCAAACAGGAGCCUACAUCAGGCGGCGGUUCAGGAGGAGCGUCCAGCAGCGCCCGCGUCCUGGAGACGAUUCCCAUGAUGGCCAGCACUGGCACCUCUCGAGGCUCGUCGUCCCGCCAGUCCAGCACAGCCACUUCCUCCAGCUCUUCAGCUCCUCCUGCCGCUCCCCGUCCCGCUCCAGCUCCUCUGCUGCGAGCCCAGGCAUCCUGUUGCCUUCCGCCAGAUGCCAGUGUGUAUGUAAACAUGCCCACCAACUUCUCAGUACUAAAUUGUCAGCAGGCCACUCAAAUUCUUCCUCAUCAAGGCCAGUUCCUGCAUCCUCAAUACAUCGGUUUCGCCCACCCGGUAGCUCCGGCUGCGGCCUUUUUAGACCCCACUCAAGCAGGCUACCGGCCGUUACAGUCUCCGUUCCCUCCACCAACCAGUGUGGCUAGUGUGGCAAGUAUAACCGGGGAUCACAAACACCCUCCGGUUACCAUGUGAAACCCAAUGGGACCUUUGUAGGAGACAUGUCUGAAUUUAAAUUGCAAGAGGAACACACGAAAGAUCAGUUCAGGGCCCAAGAUGAGUAAUUGUUGGCUUGUGCCACACAAAUGAGACUCAUACUGGUGCUUAAUCUAACAUGUAGUUUUUUGUGUGAUGUAAAGAACACAGUACUUAAAGUUGACCCGCAAUGGAAGAUCUUGGAAAUCGCCUUUGUUUUCGUAAUGUGGCAAACUUCCAAGUGAAAUGGCUUCUCAAACAAGAGGAAAUGUUGGACGGGGCUUGGUUUAGUUCUCUGGGAAUUGAGUGGAUGAUGGUGGCUUGCUAUUGGAUGAUCUUAUGUGAUUGACAGGUUGCCCCACCCCUUGCACAGAUGAGCACAUCAUCAAACAAGAUGACGUUGAAAGACGCAGAGAAGUUAUUUCUAUUAAAAAAAUAUGAAGACAUGAGAAUUUGAAAAAGGUGCAAAGGUUAAUCAUCUACAGUAUAAUAAACAUGCAAAUUUCAAUAACUAUAAGUGUAACGGAGGCCAGCGUGCUAUGCAGGUAAACCUCACUCCUCUGACCUCAAAGGGUGCUCUAGUGACAGACGCUAGGAGCCAUGGUCUUUAGCCUCCUUGUUAGAGCAACCGACUCCCAUAAAAGAAUCACUGGUUUGAUCCCAGCUCAGAACGUUAUGGGUGCAGUAGGACCGAUAGGUUACAUUUGGGGGGUCAUCCGGGAUGGGAGUGAGGUUUAGGUGGGUGAUUGUGACAGAGGCCAGCUAGCAAAGUGCAAUGCAGGUAAACCUCACUCCUCUGACCUCAAAAAGUGCUUUAGCAACAGUCACUAGCAGCUAUGGUCUUUAGCCUCCUUGUUAGAGCAACCAACUCCUAUACAAAGAGUCACUAGCUCGAUCCCAGCUCAGAACGGGAUGGGUGCAGUACGACUGGUGGGUUACAUAAGAAUGCUCAACUCAAAAAAAUGCGUAUUUAAUGCCUUAAAAAGUGCUAAAAGAAGCGUGUACUUGUACAUAUGCAAUGUAUAUACAGUAUGUGUUGUAUAACCGUGCAUGUGUGCUGUAUGCGUGACUGUAUAGAUGUGUUGCUUUAUGAGAUGCUGUACGUGAAUGUGUGUGUGUGGGUAGUGCACUAUAUGUUGUAUGUAAUGGGAAUCGCAGGUGCUGUAAUGUGAAAAACAGUCCUGGCUCCCUGUUGGAUGCUUAAACUCUAAUGAAGUGAACACAGGACACAGACUGUGACGCUCCACCUACUGCAACACACUCACAUUUUCACAUACACACACAUUUACAUUCUACACAACUGAAAGCUGAUUUCACAUUGCCAAGGAUUGUAAAAGAAAAUAUACAAAAAUAUAGGCCCUGUGUUUGGGAAAGCGAUGUGUAAAGGUGUGUGUCACUGAGAUCAGCGGUCUUCUGAAAGCACCAGAGUCAAUUACGCAGUAAAAACCGUCUGCCAAACUGUUCCCCUUCACUAAGUCUCUGCCUUGUGAAAGGACUGUGUUUGUGUGCCACUUUUCCUCCCCUUCUGUUAGCAUAAGGUACACUCGAGGAGUAGCAAAAGGGUUCCAGGGCAUUUCAUUUGGAGUGGGUUUCUUUCAGCACGCUCAAUGGUGACAGUUUAGCGAGGAAAGAAAAGUCCCAGACUCCUUCAGCAAAAGGCCGGCGCCCCUCUGAACUUUUUAAACUUAGAAGCAGGCAGAACAAUCACAAUCAAAUUAGAUGUCGGCAGAUUUAAAAUAAACAGCCUGUAUGAGUUUUGGAAGUUAAAAGGUUGUUUUUGCUGUGAUUUUCUUUUCAUCUGUGGGACACAAAAGAUGUUGUUUUAAAAGUGUCUGGUUUUUUUCUAUACAUUGAAAGUCGGUCUUGUUACUGUUAAUUUCACUGUAAAAAAAAUGCAGGGUUUCACAAAAUGUAUUUAUAUUGUCCCAACACAAAUCAAUUAAGUUAACCUAACAAGUUUAAGUGGAUUAAAUAUACAACAACUAAGUUGACUUAAAAAGAUCUCAAGAAUUGUGUUGUUGCGGAUCCUUUAUACAAGUAGUUUGAACAAGCAUCAAAAUCAUUUUUUGAGUGUAAAACUAUUAAAAGUGUUUGUUAACUAAAAUGAAACAGAAAUUAAAUAUAAAGUUGUGGUCAAAAUCAAAAAUAGAACAGAAAAAUGACAGCUAAAUGAAAAAUGUUUAAAAAAACCUAAAUUAAAAUAGCACAACAAAUAAAUGAACACUAAAUAGAAAUGUACAAAAAAAUUGGAAAUGUAAAAAAAUGUAUAAAAACAAAUUUACAAAAAAAAAAAAUGAUAGAAUUUUUUUUACCUAAGAAAUGAAAGGUAGAGACAGUAAAUUAAUCACAAAUUAUAAGCACAUUCAAGGCAAGUUAAAAAUUAAAAUGUAAUAUAUAAACACUUAAAAAAUAUUCUAAAUUAUUUAUAAAUAUUGAUUCAAAUUAUUAUUAAAUAUUAUAACAGUACAUAAUUACAGUAUGCAUAAUACUAAAAUACCUCAAAUAAAAAAACUAAUAUAUAUAUUAUAUAUAUUAAAUAUAAGUGGAAUAUACAUAUUUUUUAAAAAAUAUGUCUGGUUUAUAUUAAUUUACAUUUUAGUUUUUAUGACACUAUAAAAAUGACUGUUUCUAGCUGAUAUAUAAAUGUUUUUAUCAUGAUCCGUCAAAUGUUUAUUUUAACUUAACUUACAAAAUUACAACUAGAUAGUUUUAGGUUUAGUAACUUAUAGUACGCCUUUAAAAGUCAGAGAUUGCACAGUAGGGCUGGGCGAUUUAUCGAAGAGUAAUUGAAAUCAACAUUCAGAACCUAUAAUUGAUCUAAUUUUUCCAGCUCGAUUUUUUCGUUUACUUUUCCUACCACGUAGGGAGUCACGCGAUUGUUAAUUUUAGGCAAUGUGUGCUUUAAUUUCAAUUCAACAUUGAUGUUCAGUAAAUAAUCAUAGAACUUUCAUUCAAAACUAUCUCACUUGUAAUAUGUGAGCAGUUUUACUGUACAAAACUUGUCAGUGAACUAUGAGGGCAAAAAAAAAAAAAAUAAAAUAAUCAUUCAUUAAUCAAAAUCGAGUUAAAAUGUUCAAUUAGUCGUGAUUUUGAUUUUAGGCCAAAUCGCCCAGCCCUAUUUUAUGGGAAAAAAAAUCUUUGGAAUAUUAGUUUGUGUUCCACAGACAAAGGAAAGUCACACAAGUUUGGAAGGACAUGUCAUAAUAAGCCAGGUUUCUUCAUUAAAAGUAGCAAAAUAUGUCUCAACUGCAUAUGGGUGCACACAUCAGACCUGUUUUUCUGUGUUUGUGAAACUGAAUGAGUAUUUGCUAUCGAAUGUGCCUUUCUCUCUGAGAGCAGGGUCUUUUACAUGAAAUAUAUGAAUAAUAAUAAAUAUUUUGGGAGACUG